This is a messenger RNA of Funneliformis geosporum, 867 nucleotides long. Lineage: Eukaryota; Fungi; Glomeromycota; Glomeromycetes; Glomerales; Glomeraceae. The record is from the annotation of a GenBank genome assembly.
AUGGCACAAAAUAACGAUGUUAAGGAACAAAAUAAUUCUGAAUACACAAAACUCCUCCAUAGAAUGUAUGCUCAACAGGCAACAGAGAGUACGAACGCAUAUAGUACACAAUCACUAAGAGGAACUGAAUCGAUCAUUCAGUCUGACAACAACAAUAUUCUUCAACAGAGUAGUAGUAUUCUAACCACGCAAACUAGUUCAUGUGUCAUGGCUGGAUCUCAAAGUCAACCUGCAAGUUCCAAUACCUUAGUAUUUAGUCAAAUGUAUCAAGAAAGUAUUUCCACUUCACAAGUGCCUAAUGGCUUGCAAGUACCUUCACAGCAACAAAACGUCAUGCAAACUGCGCAAAACUCACCAUAUUUUAAGGCUAAACCUCUUCAUAAUGACAAUUCUCAAAGGAACGUUAGUCUGGGCCACAUUGAAAACAAUAUACCAAAGUUAAGCAAUAUUCAAUCAAAUAUGACAAUUUCACCAAAGAAUUCUAACGCUUACACAAAAACAGUCGAAUUACCAGAAAGGAAAACCGAGGAAUCCCGUUUUCGUGUAGCAGAAUUUGUUGUAGAUCUACUUGAUUCGGUACCUGGCGAAGAAAGAUUUUAUAAUAAUUUGUCAACAAAUUUGAAGGAAAAGUUUUAUGCACAAAAAAUCAAUCGUAUGAAUUCGAUCAAUAACGUGUCACAUGAUAAUAUGUCAAAAGUUAGGAAGCGUGAGGUGAUAGAAAUAAACGAAAAUGAUAAUUGGAUUGCAGAAAGGGAUCACAUUUUGAAAACAUAUCCGCAUAAAUUGAUGAGGAAGAAGCCAAGAUCCAGGGCGUCUCGUAAACUUAGUACUGAUGGUUAUCUAUCUUCAGAUAUCGAAUUUAUCUAA